Molecule: messenger RNA, 555 nt
Organism: Desarmillaria tabescens
Lineage: Eukaryota; Fungi; Basidiomycota; Agaricomycetes; Agaricales; Physalacriaceae
Exons: 5
Coding region: 1-555 (184 amino acids)
Biological process (GO): regulation of transcription by RNA polymerase II
Cellular component (GO): nucleus
Molecular function (GO): RNA polymerase II cis-regulatory region sequence-specific DNA binding; DNA-binding transcription factor activity, RNA polymerase II-specific
Source: RefSeq, a predicted model, not a curated record
AUGCCUCGUGUCAUAGCCGAAAAGUCCAUGUGUUUGCGAAAGGGUGACAUGCCUAGACACAUGCGUACCCACGCACAAGACAAGUCGAAACUGAUGCACCGGUGUCCCGUAUGUGGCUUUGAGAACAUGCAGAAAUCAAAUGUGGACACGCACAUCCGAACGCAUACACGCCAGAAGUCCCAACAUUGCCCAGACUGCACCUUUUGCACCUCUGAUCCUGGUUCUCUGACGCGCCACCGUAAACGACUGCACGGUUAUGUUCCCAAACAACGCCAGUCGCGUGAUGCUCGUGGUAGAAUAAGCCCUGUAAAGACAAUGACCGCCACACAAACUGCACUGGCACCAAAGGCUACCUGCACUCUUGUUUCUGAUUCAGACCAGGACGAUGACGCAGUCUCGAGGUUCUCGGUAGAAUCAGAAGAUGACAUUCCAGAAGAAGCCAUGCAAACUUUAGAGAUUAACAAACCGGGGAACGCACUUAUGCCCGAUCAUUCGACGCUCACAAAGCAUACUGAUGUUUCAAAUAAUGUUGGCGUUUCAUUGUUCUCUUCGUAA